CGGUGGUGGGUGGGCGCGGGUCCCGGGGAGGGUGCGGCACGUGCCUAUGGGGCCUGGGCACCGCCCCCUCCUCCCCUCUGCCCCAGCUCCUCCUCCAGCCAGCCUAGGGGCGCCUGGAGGCCCGGCGGGCCACCGCCUCCCUGACCGCCCCCUUUGUCUGGGAGGCCGCCAGGGUCUUCUGUCCCACUCGUAAUGCCCAAAUGCCCCGCCCGCUUCGGGAGUUCUCGCGCCCAAAACCCGCUGCCCAACUUCUGGGGAAGUUGUCCGCUCUGGUGGAUCUGCUCCCUGAUGUAGGAAAGAAGGAUGGCCAAGAAGGAAUUCUUGAGACAUCUUUGGUACAAAAGGUGGUUUUAUUAAAGCUUGGGACAGGACCCAUGGGCAGAAAGAGCUGCACUGGAGUCUUAAGAUUGCAAGUGGCCCAUUAUAUACUCUCAAGUUGGGAGGGGGUUAGGGAUAGCCUAAGUCUCUAAGGAAUUCUGGAAGCAAGGUUCCCAGGACCUUGAGAGGGCUAGCUCUUGUUGAGAAAAGGUCAUUUAUUACCAUCAGGUAAAACCUGAGUCAUGCGACCCUUCCGAUGUCUACUGGUGGGCCAUAUGCUUGGAAGAUGAUUGCCAAGCCACCAUGUAUCUUGGGGAGUUGAGAGAUAAAGGAAAUUUCCAAAGGAAUUUUUAUAUGUUAAAGUAGACUUACAGGAUGUUGGGGGGGGGGGGGUGAUUGGGCCAGGAUUGCCUUUUGCCCUUAGCAAAGUAUUAACAUCAAGGCCAUUGAGUCCCUAGAAGAAUGUCACUCUGCUUGUUUCAAAAACUUGUCAGUGGGCUAUUGAUAAGGAAAUUUAAUAAUUUUUCUUCUGCCUUUGUUUCCCACAUCAUUCACCAGCACCACUUUACUCUGAGGCAUCUGAGUUUGAGACCCUUGCCCUUCCUGUCCUGACCCUCCCCUCUGGCUGCUGCUCCUUCCUGUGCCCUUCCAACAAAUGCCACCUGCACUGACCUCUCCCUCUGUGCCCCCAGAUGGCCACCAUGGGCCGGUGCUACUACAAUGAGACCAUCGGCUUUUUCUACAACAACAGUGGCAAGGAGCUCAGCUCCCACUGGCGGCCCAAAGAUGUGGUUGUGGUGGCCCUGGGGCUGACCGUCAGCGUUCUGGUGCUCCUGACUAACUUGCUGGUGAUCGCAGCUAUCGCCUCCAACCGCCGCUUCCAUCAGCCCAUUUACUACCUGCUCGGCAACCUGGCCGCGGCCGACCUCUUUGCAGGCGUGGCUUACCUCUUCCUCAUGUUUCACACGGGCCCUCGUACCGCCAGACUCUCGCUGGAGGGCUGGUUCGUGCGGCAGGGCCUGCUGGACACAAGCCUGACCGCCUCGGUGGCCACACUGUUAGCCAUCGCCGUGGAGCGGCACCGCAGCGUGAUGGCCGUGCAGCUGCAUAGCCGCCUGCCCCGCGGCCGCGUUGUCCUGCUCAUCGUGGGGGUGUGGGUGGCCGCGCUGGGCCUGGGGCUGCUGCCCGCCCACUCAUGGCACUGCCUCUGCGCCCUGGACCGCUGCUCACGCAUGGCCCCUCUGCUCAGCCGCUCCUACCUGGCUGUCUGGGCUCUGUCCAGCCUGCUUGUCUUCCUGCUCAUGGUGGCUGUCUAUACCCGCAUUUUCUUCUACGUGAGGCGGAGGGUGCAGCGCAUGGCGGAGCACGUCAGCUGCCACCCCCGCUACCGAGAGACCACACUCAGCCUAGUCAAGACCGUUGUCAUUAUCCUGGGGAAGAGUUCCAGGCAGAGGGAACAGAAGGUCAGAGCCCUACAGGACCGGGCCAGUGCCUCCAAAGAGGAGAGGAGGCCCGUGUGGCUGGAGAGAAGCAGGAGAGAAGGAGCAUUCGUGGUCUGCUGGACACCAGGCCAGGUGGUGCUGCUCCUGGACGGUCUGGGCUGCAAGUCCUGCAACGUUCUGGCCGUGGAGAAGUAUUUCCUACUCUUGGCGGAGGCCAACUCACUGGUCAACGCUGUGGUGUACUCGUGCCGAGACGCUGAGAUGCGUCGCACCUUCCGCCGCCUCCUCUGCUGUCUGUGCCUUCGCCGGUCGCCCCACGAGUCUGCCCGCUAUGCUCCCUCCACCCGAACAGGGGCCAGCACACGCAUCAUGCUUCCAGAGAACGGCCACCCCCUGAUGGACUCCACCCUGUAGCCAGCCUGGGACUUCAGUGUGCUGAUGCAAAUGCCCUAUUAGAGCCCCCGUCUGCUUGUAAAUGCACCGGGCUCAACCUGAGCUGCAGGACAGACCCUCAGUCUGCAUGGCACAGCUCCCCUGCCAGCCUUCCCUGGGCUCAUGGCUCUGCCUGCUGUAGGGCCUCGGGGUCAUCUUGGAAUGCCCAGGAGAGAGUCAGAGGGGGUUCAGGAAUCUGCUCUUCAAUCAUCUCAGGCCGUGGGGUUUUUUAACUGACAUUUACUGGUUUUACUGCCCAUCCCUGGUAAACCCUGUGGACCACUUCCUUGUCCAUGGCGGUGUGGGUGUUAGACCGGGGAGAGGAGGGCUGUCUCAGGCCACUCUGCCCAGUGCGACAGGGUAAUAAGGCUGGCCCAGGGAUGCACCAUCUGCCAGAAGCGGAGUCUUUAGGGGCAUGGACUGAGGGGUGCUGAGCAUGAGCUAGGAAAAGGUUUGUGGCCUCUUGGAGCUUCUGGGGUCUAGCCUGUCCCGAUUAGAAUUGAGGGGGGGUCUGUGAGGAGAGCUUGAUACAAGGAGUAAACCUUUCUUU
Mustela lutreola (European mink) is the source of this 2742-nucleotide messenger RNA. It is a transcript of the gene LPAR2, whose product is annotated as lysophosphatidic acid receptor 2. The coding region runs from base 1011 to 2174 and encodes 387 amino acids. The transcript is spliced from 3 exons. Gene Ontology annotation, cellular component: membrane. The record is from RefSeq and is a predicted model, not a curated record. Gene Ontology annotation, molecular function: lysophosphatidic acid receptor activity. Gene Ontology annotation, biological process: G protein-coupled receptor signaling pathway. Lineage: Eukaryota; Metazoa; Chordata; Mammalia; Carnivora; Mustelidae.